AUGAAUUUAACGGAAGAGUGCAGUACAAUUAUUCAGAAAAAGUUUCCUCUGAAGCUUAAAGAUAUAGGAAGCUCUAUCAUUCCUAUAGAGAUUGGAAAUAUUGGUGUCAGGAAAGCAUUGUGUGAUUUGGGAGCUAGUAUUAAUUUAAUGCCACUUUCCAUUUGCAAGGCUUUGCGAAUUCACGAAUUAAAGCCAACCAUAGUCUCUUUACAGUUAGCUGACAGAUCUAUCAGAAGGCCAGAUGGGGUAAUUGAAGACGUUUUGGUCAAGAUAGAUAAAUUUAUCUUCCCUGUGAACUAUGUUAUAUUAGAUAUGGAAGAAGAUGCUGAAAUUCCCUUGCUCCUGGGAAGACCAUUCUUAGCCACUGCAAAAGCUAUGGUAGAUGUCGAGCAAGGUAAACUGAUGUUUCGAGUAAACGAAGAAACAAUUACUAUUGAUGAUCUUGAGCCUAUGAAACAUCCAGUUGAUGGAGGAGAUUGCUUCAAGAUUGAUGUUAUUCAAGAUGUUGUACUAGAAAUAGUUGAGCAAGCACUCUACCCAUUGAUGGAAUUGGAGUCAAUAGAAGAAAAGCUAUUACAAGAUGUCACCGAAGUAAUAGGCGAAGAACAACCAUUGAAGGAACUUCCAUUGGACGAUGUUACUAAAUGA
Messenger RNA from Gastrolobium bilobum, 648 nucleotides. RefSeq lists its product as uncharacterized. NCBI's taxonomy places the organism in Eukaryota, Viridiplantae, Streptophyta, Magnoliopsida, Fabales, Fabaceae. Bases 1 to 648 code for a protein of 215 amino acids. The record is from RefSeq and is a predicted model, not a curated record. The transcript has a single exon.